Messenger RNA from Suillus discolor, 222 nucleotides. RefSeq lists its product as uncharacterized. The annotation marks the transcript as partial. The record is from RefSeq and is a predicted model, not a curated record. The transcript has a single exon. Lineage: Eukaryota; Fungi; Basidiomycota; Agaricomycetes; Boletales; Suillaceae.
AUACUUAUGCCUGGUGAGAGACAUGCAACACUCGCAAAGAGCAAGGGCAUACACGAUCUCUCUCUCCAUGAGCGGCACGUCCUUGCAAAUGCCCUCAAGGAUGAUGUCCUCACCAUCAAAUCUGUUGCAAUAGAUGCCCACAAAAGUCUCAUAGCCUCGCGUGACCCCGUCAUUGUUGGAGAAGCGCCCUUCGCAGAUUCUCCUCACACUCGUGGGCGAUGA